Messenger RNA from Penicillium bovifimosum, 699 nucleotides. Its product is annotated as GNAT family N-acetyltransferase. Lineage: Eukaryota; Fungi; Ascomycota; Eurotiomycetes; Eurotiales; Aspergillaceae. Gene Ontology annotation, molecular function: acyltransferase activity, transferring groups other than amino-acyl groups. The record is from RefSeq and is a predicted model, not a curated record. The transcript is spliced from 3 exons. The coding region runs from base 1 to 699 and encodes 232 amino acids.
AUGGCCAUCCAAGUCGUACCUCUCACCGAGGCAGAUAUUCCCGGUGCUAUCGAGGUAAUCCAGCAAGCAUUUGCAGACGAUCCCUAUUUCAAAUGGGUCUUUGAUGCGUCCAAGUUCAACAAGCAAAGAAACUCCGAUUCACUCACAGCACGCUGCAACUGGGGCAUCAAGAAUGCUCUCUUCCACGUCGCAAAAGAAACCCAAGACCCAGAUACACAAUCCCAAACCCCCACGCCAAUCCUUGGCGUAUCCUGCUGGCUAGCGCCACAUCCACCCACGCAACCAGAAAGCUGGUACUCCUGGUUCCAGUCGUGGACACUAUCAUUCAACCAGCUGCUCAACAACAUUCGAUACCUCGGACGCGGGGGGCUGCGCACAAACCGGUACUGGAUUUGGAAACAGCGACAGGCUGAAGCGCAGGCUGCUAUUUGGGAUGAUCCGCGCGGAUACUAUUUCUGUAAUAUUGUUGCUGUUAGCCCGGAGGCGCAGGGUAAGGGGGUUGGGAGGUUGUUGUUUGAGGCUGUUACGAAGAGGGCCGAUGAGGAGGGUGUUAAGUGUUAUCUGGAGAGCUCGAAGAGUGUGCCUAAUGUUGCCAUCUAUGAGAAGAUGGGCUUCCAUAUGAGCAAGGAGAUGGAGUGUCGGGAUGGGGCAGAUGCUUGCAUGUUGUAUUGCAUGGUCCGUGACCCCAGGUCGGAGUGA